CAUUAUUUUUAUGCAGUGAAAAGAGUUUUAAAAAACAUUGGGCGAAAAAAAAAGCUUUUGCACAAUCUUCCCUCUGAUCUGUCCACUACGGCAGGUUGUUUCAGUUGGGUUUUUGAAAAAGGAGGUAUAAAUGAGACAAAGACAAAGGCACAUCGCACUUUUAAGAUUUUAUUUGUCAAAAAAUCUAAAAUGUUCUAUGCACAUGCAUAACUUUCCUUCCAUUUCACAGUUAUACACUACUGAGGGUUCGUCUACCAUAGAAAAAAAAACAAACAAUAAAAUACACAGAUGUGAUUCCAACUUGACUAUACAGGAAUAAGUUUGAAGCGACUGAACAAGAGAUAUUUUCGGAAGCACAUGGAGAACAAUUUCCCUCAGAGAACAUCAGGUUCUGGUUGGUGGACUCAGGAAUUUACCAGCGGCGCAUGUAUGCUGGGCAGAAGGCGGAAAAAGGGAGGGAAAAAGAAAACAAGAAACGAGAAGUGAAAGAAGGAGUAGCGGAGAGGAGCCGGGCCCCGUCGGUGUUGUUCUUAAUAUCUCCUCCUUCACGGCCAUGUUGUGGGGAAUGCACGACCCUGAGGCCACAAACGCUGUGCAAAGACGUGAUCUUGCAAGUUCAAACCCAGCUGCCUCCCCUCGACCCAAAACACCCACCCACCCCACAGCUACUGACUCACACACACACUUACACACACACUAACACACACACACACACACUGCAGUGCAAAAGCUUCCUUCCUGUUGCUGGUUUAGCCCAGUUUAGAAGCGUGAUAAGAGCGAAAGAAUUAAGAUAUGUAAAACAGAGAGACUUGAGCUCAGAUACCGAUGCCGUCUUCUUUAUCCACUCGAGGCAAAGUUCAGUCAGACCACAGGACAGUUCACCGCCCACCACCCCUCCACUUCCUCAUCAAGAAUCGAAGCAGAGCAACAUGAGUUUCCUGUGACGCCACUCUGUCUCUGGUCAAUUAGUGUAGCUGUUCGCAUCACUCCUCCACAAGAAAGGCUCCUGAACGCAUCUGCAGCUCAGCGGAGAGUUCCUCCGCAGGAAAGAUCCAGCAACACCUUUCUGCUGGUUCGGAUCCUCCUCGCCGGAGGGGCCUGUGAUGUUGUUUUCAUGACGUUGGAGUUGCUUCGGGACACGCAGCCAUGCUUCAGCAGCCGGAGCUCAUCUUUGACUUUGCCAGUGACCACUUCAGCUCAUCACAGAUGGGGAUGUUUUCAGAUUACCCUGCAGUGGUGGUGGAGGAGGUCCCCCAUCAACACCUGCUGACAUACACCGGUCUGAUGGGUGAACAAUCACAGACAGAGGAUCACCACGAGCUGCUUAAAGUGGAGCCAUGUGAGAGCGGCGAGGAGGAGACCAUGGAGACGCUUGUUGCUGCUGACUCGCUCCUUGACAUGGACUGCGUUGACACGCUCUCGCUGGAGCAGCACUACUCCCAGGCUUUCCUCCCGUCACUGAGCGAUGUCAUCACUGCUCCCGUUACCCAGGUAACCGUGUCCGCCGAGGGCGUUGUGGGAGCCGUUGACCAGUCGCAGUGGCACUCGUUGCACAAAGAGAGGCCUGCGGCGCAGCUGCAGUCUAGAAAGAGGAGUAAGAAACCUCGACAUCGGAGAGCAGAGUCUCCUACACCGGAUAUCAAAGUAAAGAAGGACAAAUAUAACAAAGGAGGGAACACCCUCUACCUGUGGCAGUUUCUGAUGGAGCUGCUGCAGGACAGACAAGUCUGUCCUCGCUACAUCAAAUGGACCGAUCCGCAGGCGGGCAUCUUCAAGCUGGUCAACUCCAAAGCCGUGGCCAGGCUGUGGGGCAAACACAAGAACAAACCAGACAUGAACUAUGAGACCAUGGGAAGAGCACUCAGGUACUACUACCAGCGUGGCAUCCUGAACAAGGUGGAGGGCCAGCGCCUCGUUUACCAGUUCACCUCUCUUCCCGUGAACAUGGUGUACAUCACGGACGGAGAUUGCGGCAAAGAGGAAGAGGACGACGAUAUUGACAAAAGCGGAAACGACGAGGGGCUGAGCGACGGUACCAUCUCCAGCGACCAGUCUGCGGAGGACGAAGAAGCGGACGAGGGGGAGGAAGAAGAGGACGAGGAAGACUUCCAGCCGCCGCUGAAGAAAACCUCGUUGGUCUCUCCGCGAGCCGCGGCGGCGCAGCGGCCCAGACCUACUGCCAAGCAGCCGGCUCAGCGCGACACCGUCCUGCGGCCCGCCAGCGCCAGCCUGAUCCAGGAGCAGCACCUGCCCAUUGUGUCGGCCGAGAUGCUGAGAACGCUGCAGAACCUGCAGAAGGUCCGAUCGCUGCAGCCGGCCGGGCAAGCGUCUGUCUUCAAGACAGCCCAGCUGCUGGGGAGCCUGUGCGAGAGGCAGGCUGCGUCCGAGACGGCGACGGACGCUGGCAAAGGGGCACAACACAAGUCGCAUGCAGAACGCCGGAACGCCCUGUAUUUGGUGCCUCCCACAACCUCCGACCAAUAAACACAUCCAGCCUCCGCUUCGUACCAAACACGUUCACUCCACUGACUCAGGAACUCUUCCACAGCUGUACUUUGCUGCAUCGACGUCUGAACGCCAGGUAAAGCUGUCGAUCAUUUAAACGAGGCACCAAUUAGACGACUCGCCGCGUCUUUAUUCAGGCGACAAUCACGGCAAACCAAAACCAACUCAAUUGUCCCUUAGAAGACGUUACACCCUGUUGUAUUUUCUAUCAACAAGCUACUCAAGAAACCAAAAACAGACAUGCACUGGAACCCACAGCCUCUCUGCACCUUCUGCAGAUCCUUUUUGCUUGCACUUCCACUUCAGGCUUUCCUGGAGUCAUUUAUCAUGCCAUCACUUCUUCGUCAACCUUUUUAUUUUUAAUUUAAUGUACAAUCACACGCUGAAUCAUUCCUUUGCCUUCAAAGCGUCUUGUUUGCACUAUGAUCUUCACUCUGCUGUACAUUUUCUUCUCUAAGUGCCUAAAAGUCUCGAUCCUGGCCCUGCUUUCUCUCUGUCUUUUGCUGAUAAUCAUGAGAAUUGUGAGGGAAAAACAUUCCAUAUUAUUAUUAUUAAGAGUACUGUUGUUGUUUUUUUUAAAGAUAUGUUUGUAUUGUGAUAUGUUAAAAUAAGGGAUGGCUUUUUGCUGCUGUUAAAUGUUUGGCCUUUCUUUUCUUGACAAUCACAAGUGAAGUGCUUCUUAUAAAUUUCCAUUGUAACUGUAAGCUCUUUCUGUUUGGACACUGUGCAUAUAUAAGCCUCGGAUGUUAUAUACUGUAAGUUUGAAUGUGCUCCUGCUCUGUUGCCAUCCCCCCCCCAGUCUCCCAUCAGGUUCAUUUAUUUUUCUACUCUACAGAGACCGUGUACUCCAUGUAAGGAGCGUAAUGGCCGACUGUUAAUAAUGAAGUAAUUAGUCAAGCGUUUCCUCCUGCCCCGGCCUUAAUGGAGCCUCGCGUAGCCAGCUCGCAACGUUCACCUCACUCCACAGGAGUGAGGCUGCCGUUUCGUCAGGCUAAACUUAGUUAGGAGAUGCUUACUCAGUGACUGUGCCUUUUGCCUGUAGGGAGCCGCUAUGCAAAACUGCUUCUCACUUUAUUAAGCCAUUUGUCUCAGAUUCCCCCUCACCUCCGCUACCCGGGUGUCUCCUGAUGCUGUUUGUUCAGCGUAGGGCGAGCUUUAGCCGGAGGAUGAAGGAGGAUGUCUGUUGCCUUAUUUCUUUUACGCGUUUUCCUUUUUGUCCAGAGAUGGUGAAUGGAAUAAAGGAAUAUAGGUGUGAAAUUUG
Molecule: messenger RNA, 3766 nt
Organism: Poecilia reticulata (guppy)
Lineage: Eukaryota; Metazoa; Chordata; Actinopteri; Cyprinodontiformes; Poeciliidae
Product: ETS-related transcription factor Elf-1-like
Biological process (GO): cell differentiation; regulation of transcription by RNA polymerase II
Cellular component (GO): nucleus
Molecular function (GO): sequence-specific DNA binding; DNA-binding transcription factor activity, RNA polymerase II-specific
Source: RefSeq, a predicted model, not a curated record